UUCUACUAGUACUAGCUAGUACUUGUUGAUCACCUUAGUGUGAGAUGCGAAAAUUUCGACAGCAUGACUUUCUCUGCAAUGCAAUCCUAUGCAAACUUCACAUUUCCUAAUCACCUCCAGCCAAGACCCUUGCUUCCAAAAACUCAGCAGCUCCCACCGUUUCCCUCGAAUUUCGCCAAAAAAUCAAACGGCACUGGUCUUCUGGACUUUAAACGUCUAAGCAUAUCGUCGUCUCUUCAAGGUUUUAAUUUCUUAGAUGAAUCGAGAGAUAGGAAACCACGAGAGUCAUUGGUCCCCUGCAAAGCCUACGAAGCCCAUCGGUUUCAGCUGCCGAUACAGAUAAACAUCGAAUUCGACAAAGAAGCUAGGGAAGUUGCAGCUCAAAAGCUAAAGAUUGGGCUCUACUUUGCUUCAUGGUGGGCCUUGAAUGUGGUAUUCAACAUAUACAAUAAGAAGGUCCUCAAUGCCUUUCCCUUCCCAUGGCUCACUUCAACUCUGUGUUUGGCAACUGGGUCUCUCAUGAUGUUGCUCUGCUGGGCUACUAAGAUCACUGAAGCACCAAAGACCGAUCUCAACUUCUGGAAAGCUCUAUUGCCGGUGGCUGUGGCACAUACAAUUGGGCAUGUGGCAGCGACAGUGAGCAUGUCAAAGGUUGCAGUUUCAUUCAGUCACAUAAUCAAGAGUGGUGAACCUGCUUUCAGUGUUCUGGUCUCCAGAUUUUUCCUGGGCGAGGCUUUUCCGCUGGCAGUUUACCUCUCUCUCCUCCCGAUUAUUGGCGGUUGUGCUCUUGCUGCAGCCAACGAGCUAAAUUUCAACUUGACCGGGUUCAUAGAGGGUAUGAUAGCGAACUUGGCAUUCGUUUUUCGAAACAUUUUUUCAAAGAGAGGGAUGGACUCCGUCGGGGGAGUGAACUACUAUGCUUGCCUUUCCAUGAUGUCCCUUUUGAUUCUCACCCCAUUUGCAAUUGCUACGGAGGGUCCUCAAAUAUGGGCAGCUGGCUGGGACAAAGCAGUUUCUCAAAUUGGACCUAAUUUCAUAUGGUGGGUGGCGGCACAAACUGUAUUCUAUCACUUGUACAAUCAAGUCUCAUACAUGUCCCUAAAUGAGACAUCACCCUUGACAUUUAGCAUUGGGAAUGUUAUAAUGAGGAGAAUUUCUGUUAUAGUUGCUUCCAUUGUAAUUUUUCAAACGUCGGUACAACCGAUCAACGCACUCGGAGCUGCCAUCGCGAUUUUUGGAACUUUUCUCUACUCGCAGGCAAAGAAGUGAAAGAUUGACCACGGCGAAAGAAUGCAGAAAUUGGUCCAAAAUUUACCAUGGAGAUAUUUACAAGUUGAUGUUAUGAAUUUUUGCUAGCUACAGGCUAGCUAUAGGAUCAGAAAUAGCAUAUCUCAUGCUAUAGAUCGAUGGAAAAAUAAAACGUAGGACUAGUAAAAGUGAGGGAAAAAGAAAAGGUUCACUACGGGGGAAGAGCAACAGGUGUUUUUUUUUUUCCCCCUGUGUUGUAAUCUGUAAAGUCAGUAGUCAACCAGGGCUGUUUAUUUUUUUUUACUCUCUCAAGUUUUUUUCCCCCUAUGUUGUAAUCUGUAAAGUCAGUAGUCAACCAGGGCUGUUUAUGUUUUUUACUCUCUCAAGUUUUUUUUACCAA
Messenger RNA from Rhododendron vialii, 1648 nucleotides. RefSeq names its product glucose-6-phosphate/phosphate translocator 2, chloroplastic-like. Gene Ontology annotation, biological process: transmembrane transport. Bases 64 to 1269 code for a protein of 401 amino acids. Lineage: Eukaryota; Viridiplantae; Streptophyta; Magnoliopsida; Ericales; Ericaceae. Gene Ontology annotation, cellular component: membrane; Golgi apparatus. The record is from RefSeq and is a predicted model, not a curated record. The transcript has 5 exons. Gene Ontology annotation, molecular function: antiporter activity; triose-phosphate transmembrane transporter activity; phosphoglycerate transmembrane transporter activity.